Messenger RNA from Labrus mixtus (cuckoo wrasse), 834 nucleotides. It is a transcript of the gene pcbd1, whose product is annotated as pterin-4 alpha-carbinolamine dehydratase/dimerization cofactor of hepatocyte nuclear factor 1 alpha. The coding region runs from base 154 to 462 and encodes 102 amino acids. NCBI's taxonomy places the organism in Eukaryota, Metazoa, Chordata, Actinopteri, Labriformes, Labridae. Gene Ontology annotation, biological process: tetrahydrobiopterin biosynthetic process. Gene Ontology annotation, molecular function: 4-alpha-hydroxytetrahydrobiopterin dehydratase activity. The record is from RefSeq and is a predicted model, not a curated record. The transcript is spliced from 4 exons.
UUACUCAGGCUCCUGCAGGGGCAGCUAAGUAGGACCCACUGCUCAUGAAUAGACUCAUCCCAGUUGCUCUCUUUAGCUGCCAUAGUAGAUUUGUGUUUGAGCAACAGGGAGCUGAGGCUGAACAUCCUUUGUGCAUGAAAGCACUCUGCAAACAUGGCUGGUAAAAUUCAGAGUCUAACUGAGGAGGAGAGGACCCACCUUCUACCACUGCUACGAAGCGCUCAAUGGGUGGAGGUUGUGGGACGGGACGCCAUUUACAAAGAGUUUAUUUUCAAAGACUUCAAUCAGGCCUUUGGUUUCAUGUCCAGAGUGGCUUUGCAAGCAGAGAAGAUGGAUCAUCACCCCGAGUGGUUCAAUGUUUAUAAUAAGGUCCAAAUUACUCUCAGCACACAUGAUUGUGGGGGGCUAUCUCAGCGUGACAUCACUUUGGCUACCUUCAUUGACCAGGCAUCACUGAUGUGACAAUCCCAUGUUACUAACUCAAGCUACUCAAGUGCUGAAACUCAAGGCUCUUCAUUCCUCUCAAACAUCUUCAAGAGUGGGAUUUUCAGAUCUAAAGAAUAUGGAUGGAUGACUAGUGUUUCUUGGAAGGGCACUACGUCUUGUACUGCAAGGGCCACAUGUAUUGUGAAAAUGAUGAUCAGCUAAAGGUUGAUGUUACAUCCUGUUUAUUAUCCAGGCCACUGCUAUCUAAUGUGCCAACUGCUUUUCUGCAUUAUUGUUGGUAAAUGUUAUUUGUCUUGCAAACUGAUUUAGACUUUUUCCAAAAAAGUGACCAAAAAUGGAGUUUCUCAUGUGACAACACAUUUUAUUGAAACACAACAUUGUAGACAA